ACGAUCGAUGAAUUCCUUGAGACUGUCACGCCAAAGAGAAGGGGACCACCCAUGCAGGACGCGUCAUAAAUAUUCAAAGCUGAAACUUGGGGUGACUCAGCCGGGCAACACGACCUUGUCGCGCACCGCGCCUCCUUGCAAACACACGUGCAGCCCCUUAGCCUGUGUCGAGCUCGAAGCCGGGCGACGUCGUGGCGAUCACCAACCACGCACGGACAAACUGCAAGGUCCGCUCGCCGCCGUCUGCGAGUGUGGUGCCCUGAGGUCACACCGCAAGCAACAGAUGCAGUUCCGCACGCCGUCGUACCCCACGUGUGUAAUUACGGCCGAUCCACGUGCGGAGAGGAUGAUUCGCGGAAAAAAAAGAAGAAAAUGCCGGCCGUGAUGUGGGUCAGCAAAAACGAAAAAGUCGCGCCAAGGCAGGCAAGGUUGAACGGUUGUGCCAACUACGGCCGAUCGGGUAGAUACGGAGGGCGAAAUGGAACAGAAUAACGCGAUUCCAAAACCCGCACUUGACACAGUUGUAUGGGCUCUCACCUCGGGCAUGAGCGAAAGAAAGGAAGAAAGAAGGAAAGAAAGGAAGAAACAAAGACGUGAAGGCGAUGCCGAGCACAGAGUUGUGAAGUCAGAGUGCGCGACGUCAAAGCUGCUAAUGGUGCCACGUAGAACGCAUCCGAUUUCGCAUACGUUUGAUCCUUCGCGAUACCAAGGCGCAAGAGAGCGCCGUUGGCACGGGCGUGUUUUUCCUUUUCCUUUUCUUUUGUCUGCAAGCUGAGAUUGUGAAACUGCGUCGAAGGCUUGUACCUAUCACCACGACGGUGGAGAGGGCGAAAGUUGCCAGGGGAAGGAAAAAAAGAAACUCUCCGACCUCGACGUCAGCGUGUGAUCGUCGCGGCUGCCUGAUUUAGUCGAGCGAAACCUCUUGCUGCGAGUGACGGCAAGGGAACAUAAAAUCAUCAUGCUGAAGUUCUGUAUUUUGGUGCUGGCAGCUGUCAGUUACGCCGCGGCGGCGGGCGUCAGCGAUGCGAACACCUUUGUGGACACCAUUUUCCGGGAAAAGAUGCCAUUCCUCGUGAAGGGAUCGCCACGGCUUUUCCCCUACGCGACCAUCGGGGACUUCAGAUUCAAGGUGUACAAGACCCAGAUCACCAACCGUGACCUGAAGGUGAACAUGACGCGUGGCGAGAUCCGUGGCCUGGACACCGCUCUGCAGCGGCUGGGAGACUGUCAGGCGCCCUUCCUCCGUGACGGACAGACCGUCGUCUUCUGCAACCUUGCCAUGCAGGGACUCAACAUUACCUUCACUUCGCUGGCAAAGGGAGACACUCUGGUUGCCAUUUGGAAGACCAUCUGGGUGAACGUAGCCGUUAAGGACACCAUGGCUCAGUUCGAAGCAAGCGCUCCUAUCGGUCGGGACGGCACUCUCCGCACGUUCCUCAUCGAGGACAUCCGGCUGGACGUGACGUACGACAGUGACCUGAGCCUUAACUCGGCCCGCAGGCAGAAGUUCAAGGAGGAAAUCGCGGCCAGAGUCAAGGACGAGCUGAGACACAUUUUCUACAACGACUACAAGGACCUGCUGCGCCGUGCUGUGGAGUCGGUCACGUUCCCCAGGGUCUGAUCGGACUUUGAGUGCAACGCGUGAGAUCGUUACAGUGUCGGGAAGUGGCCUUGACUCAGUCAUGCCACGGAGCAAGCAGCCUCGUCUUCCAGCGAAGCCAUGCCGUUUUGGUCCCGUAUGUGAAACGUUCGGCUUUCUUUGCGCGAACACUUUCACUGUCGUCUUUACCACUGUCUAGCUUAUUAAAAGAAAUUAAGCCCAAUUUACGGCUUAUACGAGAAAAGUGCCUGCAGCGUUUGAAUUGCAAGUCCACCUUUGUGUACUGUGUGCUAGCACAGAAAGAAGGACGCUGCGUUUAUAUGUUCCUAAAAUAAAGAAAACAUGCAUUUAAAUGUU
This is a messenger RNA of Dermacentor andersoni, 1957 nucleotides long. RefSeq names its product salivary anticoagulant protein P23-like. Lineage: Eukaryota; Metazoa; Arthropoda; Arachnida; Ixodida; Ixodidae. The record is from RefSeq and is a predicted model, not a curated record.